AUGAUUUUCGAGGCUGCUCUGGGCCUAGUCCGGCAAUCCCUCGCCACUCCUGUGCAGAAACCGGUUUGGGAAAUGAGGCUUGCUUCUGCCCUCUCUCGCCAAGUGGCUUUGGAGCCCCAAGAGCGAGCCCGUCGCUUCUUCCCUGCUCCCUGCUGGAGACCGGACCGCCAUGACAGGACGGGGCCGGGCCUCUCCUCGCAAACUCUUGCCUCCUGUCUGCGAGGCUGGACCUGGACUGAACGGGGGGCCCGCCGCGGCUGGAUCUAUCUACUAUCUCGCUCCUACUACACGAUGCCUCCAGGAGUCAGUAUGGAUACAAUGGAUACAGGCAGCAAGUUAUGGAUGGAUGGCCAUGAUGGAUAUGUGUGCUAUGACAUGACCAUGAUCACCGCGGACCCUGCUGACAGGCCGGCAGCGUUCGUUCGGAGCAACUGCCUAAAUAUCGCAGGUCGUUCUCGACGCUUCAUGCGCAGCUCCUCGCUACGACACUCCUCCCAGGUCACGCUGUCAACUGCCGCCCCUGCUGCUGCAUCUUGUCUGCCUACACUCAUUCAUAAUGGCUUACUACUACACACCUUCACAACUGCCACUUGCUGGGGCUGCUGGUGGGAUGCUGUCAAAACCACUCCCGAGGUGGGGUCUGGAGCACCUGGAGCACUUGUCAAGGUCAAAGCAAGAUACUAUCUCCUCCUCUAA
Molecule: messenger RNA, 696 nt
Organism: Trichoderma citrinoviride
Lineage: Eukaryota; Fungi; Ascomycota; Sordariomycetes; Hypocreales; Hypocreaceae
Exons: 1
Coding region: 1-696 (231 amino acids)
Source: RefSeq, a predicted model, not a curated record